Messenger RNA from Fundulus heteroclitus (mummichog), 3814 nucleotides. RefSeq names its product relaxin-3 receptor 1-like. NCBI's taxonomy places the organism in Eukaryota, Metazoa, Chordata, Actinopteri, Cyprinodontiformes, Fundulidae. Gene Ontology annotation, biological process: G protein-coupled receptor signaling pathway; immune response. Gene Ontology annotation, cellular component: membrane. Gene Ontology annotation, molecular function: G protein-coupled receptor activity. Bases 302 to 1555 code for a protein of 417 amino acids. The transcript is spliced from 3 exons. The record is from RefSeq and is a predicted model, not a curated record.
GCGCAACAUUCUCGGGAUGAAGAGGCUGAGGCAUCGCGUCAGAAUAGAUUGAUGCACGUUACCCUUUUCCGUUUCUUUAAAAUAAAUACAUAUUUAAAUGCAUUAAGUUUCCAUUUGGAGCAUCGAUAACAUGUGAAGGGAGACGCGCGGCGCAGUUCGGGGUUUUUACGCCAAACGCAGGAGGAAGAUGGGGAUUUUUAUCUCCACACCUGUGCGCCCUCAGUGCGGAGGAUAGCCUGGCACAGCGGGAAAAAGCUACUAAUCUUUCUCUUAAAGUGAGCCGAUAUUUCUCCGCGCAAAGAUGCAAAGCAACAGCAGCUCCCCCGGACCCCCCACUGGGCUGAGUGCGUGCGGGGGGCAGGAGGAGGAAAUAUCUGAGCUUGUCAGCCCUACAGGGGUAGGCUCCAACCUGCCGCUUUUUAACCUUUCACUCAACUGCUGGCUUCACAUCCUCUCCAAGGAGUCGUCCUUGGACCUGCACGGAGACAGCGCCAACCUGCCGGUGCGCGUCGUCAUUGCCCUGGUCUACCUGGUGGUGUGCGUCCUGGGGCUGGUGGGGAACCUCCUGGCUCUCUUCCUUCUCCACUCCCGCCGCCGGGGCCACCACCACUCCGCCAUCGACUGCUUCGUGAUGAGCCUGACCAUCACAGACCUCCAGUUCGUCCUCACCUUGCCCUUCUGGGCCGUGGACACGGUGAUGGACUUCCGCUGGCCCUUCGGUCGGGUCAUGUGUAAGAUCGUGAGCUCGGUCACCACCAUGAACAUGUAUGCGAGUGUUUUCUUCCUCACGGCGAUGAGUGUGACCCGGUACCACUCCCUGGUUACCUCCCUGAAGAUGAGCAGCCCCAGGAUCGCCAUGGCGCGGGCCAAGUGGGUCAGCUCGGCCAUCUGGGUGGUGUCUUUGGUGGCCACGCUGCCCCACGCCUUCUACUCCACCACCGUUCAGGUGUCUGCAGAUGAUGAGCUCUGCUUAGUUCGGUUUUCCGACUCCGACUCAGGUCACUGGGAUCCCCAGAUGUUGCUUGGGCUCUACCAAACACAGAAGGUCCUUCUGGGGUUUGUAGUUCCCCUAAUUAUCAUUUCUGUGUGCUACCUCCUCUUGCUGAGGUUCAUUCUGAGCAGGCGCAUUGUGGGCAGCACGGUUGGUGGUGGCACUGGGAAUUCAGAGCAGGAGAGAGGACGCCACCGCAACCGCUCCAAAGUUACUCGUUCUGUCACCAUUGUAGUCCUGUCCUUUUUCAUCUGCUGGCUGCCGAACCAGGCUCUCACCUUGUGGGGGGUGCUCAUCAAGUUCGACAUGGUGCCCUUCAGCAAAGCCUUCUACAACGCCCAGGCUUACGCCUUUCCGCUGACUGUGUGUCUUGCCCAUGCCAACAGCUGUCUCAACCCGGUGCUCUACUGCCUGAUCCGGAGAGAGUACAGGGCCGGACUGAAGGAGCUCCUUCUGAGAGUUUCUCAUAACGCCCGGAACGUUCUUUCUCUGGCUCUGAGAGGAAGAAGAGUGGAGGAAGAACCUCCCAGUACGGUGGUGACACACAAGGACAUUAAUAUUUGAUAUAUUCUGUCACUGAGAAUUUUGGGAAAACAAUGAUUAGCUUUUAUUUUUAAAUAAAGAAGAUCCGAAAAACGAACAAAACCUAAUAUGUUAAUGACCUUUAGAGAUUGACAAAGUGUAUUUUUUAACCACUGGAGACAGCCAGGCUUCAUCGUUUUACCCCGUCCUCAUCCCUUCCUCUUGCUUGUUAGGUUGGUGGACACGUACCUGAUCAGACGUAUUUGGUUCUCUGAUGGAGGAUUUAAUCUAGAGGGGUGAAUUAGGUUUUGUGGCCUUCAGGGGCACUACAUCUGGAAAUUACAGGUCUAGCACCCCAUAGUGGCUAAAGGUUAGAUGGUGCUGCUUUAAGUUAAUUCAUUUCAACUAAAUGUAAGCAACGGGAGUGAGAAACGUUCUAGUCUCUAUUACGAGAGAGUUAAUAUUUAUUUAAAGGUAGAGUGGACAAUUUAUUUUCAGAAAUGUAGAUAAGAAACGCCCAAGUCCCUUUUUGAACAAAUGCACAUGCAUAAGACCAUCCAACUUGCUCUUCCACUGCUGCGGGCGAUUGCGUGACAAAAUCUCCCAAAUACCCUUUGAUCUUAUUUCUGUCUUCCAAGGCCUUCCUCUUCUUCUCAUAAACUUGUACGACAGUUUGCUUCUUGCGACUCUCAGCUAUUUUCAAAGAAUGUGAGAGCAGGGAGCUACAAUGAUCGGCUUACACUGAAGCUAACUGGAUACAUAAACACUAGAAGUGCGCAUGCGAAGCCAGCAAGCGGGAAACUAACAAUGGGCGUGCACACACACCGGCGUUAUGUGAGCAAUGAUUGGCAUGUGGGACAACCAAUAGAUAAGGUGAUCCCCCGGGAGCACAAAGCUGAAAAAGAUUAUCCACUAUACCUUUAAGGCUAACUGCGAUCACCAACAGAAAUUCCAUUAUCAAUAUUUCCACAGCUUUUUUUCUUUUUACAAGCCUAUAAUGACUGAUAACAAAUCAUGCUUGGAUACAAAGCAGCAUUUCGCCGACACACAAACUGACAGGAGAAUAAACGGUUAACAGUUGUCACCACUAUUAAUGUCGGAGGCAGCCACAAUGUUUUUUUUUUUUUAAUUAAUGGCAAUGUUUCUCCAACUUUCUAUGUUAGUAAAUAAAUUGUAGGUAGUGUAAAAGUUGACACUUGUACUUAAAAGGGACAUAUCAAGCAAAUUGCACUUUAUUAGCCCUUAAAUACAUUUUGUUGUGUAGUUGGAGACUAGGAAUGCAAAAAAGUUUUAGUUUGUCCAGGAGCUGCACAGAUAUCUUUAUAUUCUAUUUGGGUCAUAUUUUUCAAGCUGUUCAGUUUUUCCCUGUUCUCUGAAGUGAACAGGCCUGUUCUGAGGACCCGUGGAGCUAAAUUAACCAAGAAUUCAGACCAAAGCAUUGCAGCUCCAGUUUAUAUAGACCACAACUGACUGAUUUAAAUGUGAAAAGGAAGAACAUAAAAGCAUGAUAUGUCCCCUUUGAAGGACCAUUGAAGGAUUGUAGAUAUUCAGUGAGAGACUUGGAUGUUUGCUAACAUCCUUGAAGUGCAGGCUCUGCAAUGUGUGAGUUAUGAAUGUAGCAUUACCAAAAUCACUUUUGAGUCACUGUCAGGGACAGAAUUUAACAAAAAUCGAACUGGUGUUUCUAUAAAAAAAAAAAAAAAACUUGCUAAUAUUUUGUGAUGAAUGUGAUGCUUUACUUUUCAGAAAGUGUUUUUUUUUUUUGUCAUUCCCCACCCUGAUCCACUUCCAGUCCGGUGUAAUGAUCUAUGUUAGUACUGUGGGUGUAUCCCGCUCACAUUCCACAUGCUGCAGUAUUUUGUUUCUAGAAAGUGAAAGAUAUUUCUAACCAACUAGCGGUUCUGCUGGACAGUGGCAACAAGCUAUUAGCUAGGUUAGCUACUCCAAUUAUAUAAUUUUUUUCACCUAACGGGCACACAGCUCUAUCAGUUUUUAAAUCGGACGUGUCACACCUCCUAUAAACUCACUUCUUGCUGCGACAGGACAGUUUGCUGAAAUUUUAGGCUAAAGCUAACAUGUUUACCCUUCGUCUCGAUUAUGCUAAUUAAUAAAGUAGCUAGUGGCAUAGUUCAGUGCCUAUCCAGAUAUUUAUGUGUGGACAAAACUUACUGAGAAAAUUAUUUUUCUGCUUCAAAACGUAAAGUUUUUUCUUUCAAUAUCAAAAAAUACUGAUCAGGGUAUGGGCUGCUUUUCUUUCAGAUCUUUAGAAAUCUUGCUUCUCGCUCCAUCUGAUAAUGUUUA